Messenger RNA from Mytilus trossulus (common blue mussel), 346 nucleotides. Its product is annotated as tissue inhibitor of metalloproteinase-like. The record is from RefSeq and is a predicted model, not a curated record. Bases 11 to 346 code for a protein of 111 amino acids. NCBI's taxonomy places the organism in Eukaryota, Metazoa, Mollusca, Bivalvia, Mytilida, Mytilidae. Gene Ontology annotation, biological process: negative regulation of endopeptidase activity; negative regulation of membrane protein ectodomain proteolysis. The transcript has 4 exons. Gene Ontology annotation, molecular function: metalloendopeptidase inhibitor activity; protease binding. Gene Ontology annotation, cellular component: extracellular matrix.
AUAUCUAAGGAUGGGGUGUAAGAUUGGUCUUGUACUUGUUUUUGUUACCCUGUUGUCAUGGUUUCCGUCAGAUGUUUCUGCGUGUUCCUGCUUUCCUACGCAUCCACAAACCGUUUUCUGUCAAAAUUCUUUUGCCUUAGUUGGAGUAAUUUUGUCAAAGACACCAACAGGUCAGCAGAAUAUUAAAUAUACAGCGCGAGUCGUAAACAGAAUAAAAGGAAAUGUCGGUGCUGUUGGCUCCACGUUUGAAUUUAACACACCCUCAACUGGAGCAGCAUGUGGUGUGUCAUAUACUAUUGGAAAAAUGGAGUUCCUUAUGGGACUAAGACUUGAAUGUAAUCUUUAA